AGUCAUGUCGAUCAGAACAGAACACAGCUGAACUAUCUAGAAAACAGUUGACGUGGGUUUUCUGGGGGAAAAUUCCUAACACCCGUUCAGGGAAAAAAAAAUGAUAUAUUUCUUAAAUGUGAUCUACAACAGGAUACGUCGGCAGCACGAAACACGGAUGCAGUGGAUUUGCUUUUGACUACAUUUGAUUCACAACUAAAACAUUGGUUUUCUCUGAGGCUCGGACAGUAUUUCAAGAAAAGUUCUUCAUUAAAAUAAGAAUCGUGAAUCCAAGUACAAACCACACCAGUGGCGUGCAUUUUUCAUCAUAAAAGACCUUGCCCUUUGGACAAGCCGUGUUACACAAUCACAGGUCAACCAUUAAUUGUUGUCAAACAAUUAAACAGGACCUGAGUUGUAGUGUGGGUGACGAGGCAAGGCCCUUGACAUGGAAUGGUGUAAUGCAACCAUUUGUGUCAGAGGCUUCCAUCUUCAUCCAAAACAUCUCCAGAGAUUCACCCAAGUAGAAGAGUAAACAGAAGAAACUCACAGACACUCAGCAGCUGGAUACCGUCCAACCAUUGGUCUAGGAUCCACAAGGCUGCUGUGUUGCUGUGACGAUUGUAGUGACCAACAGGACAAAUGUUUAUGUCGGCCACCAGGAUGGAUUUGUCGUUCGGCAAUUUUGCUGGGCCGGGGUCGAGCUCCGAUCGUGCUCUGUACUCUCCAGAUCUGUCUACAUACACCGGCAGUCCGCAGUCAACGUUCAUGUAUGAGCAAGACGAGGGGCUUGACCGGGGUAAAAACAUGGACAGUGUCUUUGAGUUUCCCCGGCCGAUGGAGAUUAGUGAUCUAGGAGGUGAGCUCAACACCAGUUUCUGGAGUGAGGGGUCGCUGUUGGAGACGUCCUUCGUAGACAGCGGCAAGGCUUCCUUGUGGGACUUCUCUGGGUUUGAUGACAUCUCCAGUCCCUUACAACACCCAGAGGAUGACUUGAGCUACUCGCCGACCUUAGCUGAGCUCAACAACGACGACUCGCAGAGUUUCGAUGCCAUGCUGAGCUCACAUAACGCUUGCAUCAGUUCGGUCGCUUCUAAGAAGAAGUCGGAGGGGCAUAGUAACUUAACAGGUAACCCUGUCAAGGCAGAGUGCAGUAUGGCUGGUCCAGCUGCCGAUGUCGUGUCGGAUGCCAGGAGAGAAUCGGGGAGAGCCUCCCCUGUGCAUGAAACUCUGAUGUCGCCCGAUUGCCCGUCCGUUAAACCCUCCGCCCCGCUGUCCACCAAGCUAGGAGCUCGACCUCACAGAGAGAAGUCAUCCAAAUCCACCGAUAGACUCACUCUCAAGACAGCCCCCACACAUCACCAUCCAAGCAAGCUGAGAAAGCUCAUGAGUCAUCAAAGCUUUCAUCCCAGCAUGUUAGAGCCGAGAGGGGACCAAAAGAGAGGCAAAGACCAGAAAUGGCACGAGAUUCAAUCCUUCAUUCAUGAGGAUGGGACCGACUCACGGGCUAGUGGUAGGAUGGCAGCAGCUCGCAGAACCAGCUCAUCACCUGAGAGAAAGAUACUCAUUGUCAAGGAGGAGUUUGACACUUCCAGAGCGUUCACCAGUGGGGCGACAGAUGGCUACGACUCCCAUGACGAAGGCUUGGGUAGCGAGCAUGAGGAUCAGGAAGAUGAAGAGAAUGAUGACAUCAUGCAGGAGGGGGAGGGGCUUAGUGAUGUCGAGGAGGAGGAGGAAGAUGACGACGACGCAUGCAGUGACAUGUCAGAGGACCAUGGUGUGGCCACCACUUCCAGCACCGCCCGGGGCCUGUUUCCUCCAAAGGUCAAAUCUCGUCGGAGCGAGUACGACGACCUGACCCCUAACCCUAAGAGACUCUUGUUGAUCGGCAACGAGCUGCAUAAACUCAACAAGGUCAUCAGUGGUAUGAUUCCUGUCAGCGCCCUGCCGCCUAACGCCAGGAAUCGAUCCAGGAAGGAGAAGAACAAACUCGCAUCAAGAGCUUGCCGUCUGAAGAAGAAAGCUCAACACGAGGCCAACAAAGUCAAGCUGUAUGGCUUGGAGAAGGAACGCGAUCGGUUGAUGCAGGUGAUCAAAGCAAUCCGGAGUGAAGUAAUCGUUUAUCUAAACCAACAACCCAAGGAAUCACCGUGUCUCUCGGACAAACUCAACGCUCUCAUCAAAAGCAUACUCGGUCAGAUGGUGGCCAAUCACACGAAGGAGUUUGUGAGUGGCGUCUUGGAGAAAGCGGCCACUGGGAGCAAGGCGAGCGGAGGACUGAACUUCUUGACCAAUCACGAUUGAGACGAGAUGAAUAUGGAGAUGGAAAUCCAAGGAUGCUGAACAAAAGAUCGGAAGCCUGGUUCUGAAGAUUCUUCAGGCUAGGAAGUUGUACCUUAAGUUUCAUAUUUCAUUCUGAUAGUUAUGUAUACAGCAUUUGUUACUCUUUUGUUUUGGGUUGGAGGGGGAGGAGGCAAUUCAAUCAUCCACGGUCGGCCCCCCCCCCCCCCCACCCAUUCUGACAAAAAAAUAUGCAAUUUUUUCAUUUUUCCAAAAUUCUUACAGAUAUUGCAGAGUCAACUUGUUAUCAACUUCUUAAGACAAAGAAAAUACAGCCCUAAAAAAAAUGACUUAGAAUGCCAGAAUCAAAACAGUGGCAGCAACAAAAUGUAAGUAUCGGUGUGAUAAAUUGAUAAUAAUUCCACAGCAGAAUUGCCCCAUAUGUUACUUUAUAUUUUUAGCCAUUUUCCAUUCAGUUCAUAUUUAAAAAAAAAAAAAAAAGGGGGGGGGGGCGGGGGAUAUUUACUUGUGUUACGACUGUAGGGAUACUCAAAUAAUGUUUCUACAUGUACAUGUACAGCAUAGCCUUAAUGUCGAGCAUGUGGUUGUCUUAAGAUUAACACAAUCUUGUAUAAGUUGUACCAGAGACAUUUUUGUUCAUGUAAAUAAGACUUGUGUAUAUAGAAUGUUCCUCUGCAUAUUUUGUAUUCUACAUCUUUUCCCUUAAUCCAAUCUCUAUUUAUGAAUAACUACAUUUUUUUUGUGUUCACAUGGAACACGUUUCCUGGGUAUCACACUUAAACUAGUGUUUAUUUAGUUUUAAUGGAUGUGGCAUCUUUUUGCCUUCACAUGUUUUGAUGUAUCUCUUCCUCACUUGUUGGGUGUGUUGCUUGUAAAUAUGUAAAUAAUAACAAAGUUGUAUUUAUAGAGGAUAUCAAGCUAAUAUAUAUAAGGAAUGUUAUAUAAUGCUACAAGUGAAAAAAAAAGCUGUACAGAUGUAUACACCGUUACUCAUAGAAAGGUCCGGAGGACAUAUAUUGGAAACAAAGAAGAUUUCUCGGUAGUUAGAAUGCUCACUUUGCGACUAAUUUUAUAUGUAUUUGCAAUCUUUAUAUAUCGGAGGAUAUCUAUAUGAUACACAGAACAUCUAAUAAAUCCUGCCCAAAAUUAGUUUCUUAGAAAUGAAAUGAAUCCAGUUUGUGUUUUAUGGUAGUUCUUAAUGUUUCAGUAAGAUUGCUGACAAAAAAUUAAUGAUUUUUCUCUCAAGUCAAUAAAAAUAAGCGUUCUUGAAAAUAAAAGUGGCAGUUUAUUGUCUAGAAGUUUAAAAGCUUUUUAAGUAAAAUGACGAGUAUGUAAUUGGAUUUAAAAACAAAAUGAACAGGGUUUGCCAGCAUUAAUAAAUUGAAAAGAAAAAAAAAUGGAAUAUUUUCCAUGUAUUCAGGAAAGACAUUCCCAUGCAUUUCAAACACUUCAGUACUGGGUGCAAAUUCAAAAAAAAUCGACAGUUUUAAAAUAUGUUUUAAAAAUUCUCCUCAAAACGGUCCUUGAGAUGGAUGCGGUUUUAAGUGCCUCAACUAUUAUUUCUGUAAAAAAAAAUAUUGAAAAAUUACAAAUAAAAAAAAAUGAACAUGGAAAACAUUUUCUUCUAUUCUAUAUAUUAUGUAAAUUGCACAAGAUGGCUGACCAAUGAAAAUUCAUUUAUUUAUUUAUUUUGAUUAUUUGCUGUUUGUGCCUGAUGUGUUUCUGUUUGUGAAAUUAAAAGUCAUUGUGUAGAUGCCAUGUUGUUAACUUUUAAAUUCUCACAAAACGUUAUGACUAAGAAGAUAUUUAUGAUUGUACAGGUUCUUCAUUUUUUUGUUUGUAAGCAAGAAACAAGUUUUAUUUUUGGAGCAGAAUUUGCAAUAGAUGGUAAUUUCACGUGUACAGAUACAGUAUUUGAAUAAUCCCGACUGUUUGUGUGUGCAUUUCCUAUAGGCCUUCCAACUUGUUAAAUGUUUGCCUUAUAUGGCUUACACAACAAAACCAUAACAAAUAAAUACAUUUGUAAAUAUAAAUUAAGAUUUUACAUUGUGCAAGGAACAACGUAAGCAGAAUUAAAAAACAAAAAGUUGUAUGAGGAAAGUUAAUUUGACAAAGUGAUUUUGACCAGUUUUCUUUUAAAAUUUAGAAAAUUAAUUAAGUCAUCAUUAAGUAAGUCUGAAUGUUUUCUUUCUUUGUCAGUAUUUUCUUUUUUAUGAUAGCUGAUACUGAAACAUGUAUGAAUCUUGGAUCUCUAAAGUAGAGUUUCUGGAUUCGUUGUGGAGGGGUAUUUUACUCUCUAUUUUACGAGAAUUUUGGGAAUUAAGUUAAAGUUAAAAAUGAAAAUCCAGUGUGUGACUCCAACCUUAAGGUAUUUCUUGAUUAUUAUUCUUAUUUUAUUUAAUUAUUUUAGUUAGAAAAUAGAUUGCUUGCAGAAACUGGUAGUUCUUUUGGGAGAAAAAAAAAUCCUCGGAGUGCCAUUUUUUUUCUUCAAUUUAAUUUUUUGUUGGUGCAUUCCAGAAACAAUUCAUCUGACCAUAGAGCUAGGAUCCACAGGUUAUUAUUAUUGAUGGGAUAAGGUGUUAAUCCGAAUAUAACUUUUGGGGAUGUUCUUUAUAUGUAGUCAUUAUAUUUUUAAAAAUAUCUAUAAAUAUGAAACAUUAGCUCAGGACCGCAUUGGUGUAGAUUGAAGAAUGUUGUAUUUACUGCACGUGUAGAAGGAAAGAAAAAUAUUUGAUUUGAAGCUUACGAGGCUUAUUGUAAUAUAAACAUUCUGUAUGGUUGAAAUUACUUACGUUGUAAAUAAGAAUCAAUUUUCAGUUAAUGUUAAUUAAGUGUCAGUACGGUGUAAAAAAUCAAUAUAUCUACACUCAUUUCAAAGGAAGUAUUUUUGUACUGAUAUGCAAAAAACGGAGAUAAUAAAUAAAAUGCACUUCUAAUGCAAAUAUUUUUAAAAUCAAAACUUGUGCGGUAUAUAUUCAUUCAUUUUUCCUUCAUCUUGUUCACUUUUUUGAAGUUUUUUUGUUGUUGAAACAUUUCCAUUUGCAGCGAUAGAGAAUGACGUUAAACAGGCAACAGUGUGUGAUAUAUUUGUAUUUUUUUGCACUGAACUGACAAAAAACCUAUAAAUAUAAAUUUAAACAACUAUAUAAACAGCUUGACUUCGACGUUAAAAUGUAUAUGCGUACGUGGAUUAUGUUAAAAAAAGAAAAAAGAAGAAGAAGAAACAGUUGAAUAAAAUCUGUUUCACCGAA
Messenger RNA from Patiria miniata (bat star), 5531 nucleotides. Its product is annotated as CREB3 regulatory factor-like. Gene Ontology annotation, cellular component: nucleus. The record is from RefSeq and is a predicted model, not a curated record. Gene Ontology annotation, biological process: regulation of transcription by RNA polymerase II; response to unfolded protein. The transcript has 9 exons. Gene Ontology annotation, molecular function: RNA polymerase II transcription regulatory region sequence-specific DNA binding; DNA-binding transcription factor activity, RNA polymerase II-specific. NCBI's taxonomy places the organism in Eukaryota, Metazoa, Echinodermata, Asteroidea, Valvatida, Asterinidae. The coding region runs from base 622 to 2283 and encodes 553 amino acids.